Messenger RNA from Impatiens glandulifera, 757 nucleotides. Its product is annotated as F-box protein At5g67140-like. Gene Ontology annotation, cellular component: SCF ubiquitin ligase complex. The transcript is spliced from 5 exons. Gene Ontology annotation, biological process: SCF-dependent proteasomal ubiquitin-dependent protein catabolic process. Gene Ontology annotation, molecular function: protein binding. The record is from RefSeq and is a predicted model, not a curated record. The coding region runs from base 1 to 702 and encodes 233 amino acids. Lineage: Eukaryota; Viridiplantae; Streptophyta; Magnoliopsida; Ericales; Balsaminaceae.
AUGAUAAGAGGUAGAGGUGGGGAAGAAGAAGCAGAAAUCGAUCGGCUCCCCAUUGACAUUCUUGCUCAUAUCUUAUUUCUCUUUACCAGUUUUAGAGAUUCCGUUCAGGCAAGCGCCGUUUGUCGGAAAUGGAAGCGGGCGGCGGAUCAUUCAUUGGCCUGGCGAGAUUCUCUCAGCUUCUCUGGUUUGAAAAUGGACGAUCAUUCAACUGCUCGUCUAAUUCUCAGGGCUUACAAUCUAACUGACCUCGACAUAUCAAGAAGACGAUGGGGUUGUCAGAUAUCUGACAAUGGUUUAUUUAUGAUAUCAUCUGCAAAAUGUAUCACCAAUUUGACCUCAAUAUCCCUUUGGGGUAUGACUGGAAUCACAGAUCAAGGUGUUGUUCAUCUGAUUUCGAAAGCUACUUCUUUGCGACACCUUAAUAUUGGAGGGACUUUUAUUACUGAUGAAUCGAUUAUAGCAAUUGCAAAUAGUUGUCCACAUUUACAGUCUAUUGGAUUGUGGAGUUGUCGACAUGUUACUGAAAGUGGCCUUCUUGUUCUUGUAAGUAAAUGUGGGAAGCUCGAGUCCAUUAACGUUUGGGGAACUCGGGUUCCUGUAGAAUCGUUUGUCGGUUUGCUUGCCAUUAGUCCCGCACUUGUCAUUAAACCUAAAGAGCUUCUUUCCAAUAUACAAAUGGCUCCAAUUUGGAAUGUGGUUUGACCUUAAAUGUAAAUAACUAAUUUCAAUGUGAUUGUAUUUGGUUGUAUGAAAUAGG